AUGUCAGCUACAGCACAGCUCGUCUUCGACUGGAUAGCAGCGCAUCCUAUCCAGACAUGUGUCUUCAUGGCCAGCACUAUCGUUCUCGUUAGGCCCCGUGUAGCUACUGUCCCCAUCUUUGCUGCGAUUGGAUUGACUACCUUGGGCCCUGCUGGUGGAUCGUUUGCCGCAUGGGUCAUGAGUUAUUUUGGCUUUGUCCAAGCAGGCGGCUGGUACGCCGUGGCACAGAGUGCGGCCAUGGGAGGCUACGGGGCUCCUGUCGCUUACGGGGUUGCACAAGCAGGCGCGUUGUUGAGUUCUGGGAUUGCUUGGGCGCUAGGCAGAAAUGACACGGCUACCUAAGAAGCCGUUGUACCAAGCCAUGGCUUGGGGCUUGAGAAGAUGUAAUCCCGAGUUCAUGUGACGACACGGAGUUGAGCUGAUGCAGUAUGGGCUGCGAAUUGGAGGAGGCUAAAUGCCUCAACCAGGUUGGUACCUCGGCCCGGUCGCUCUUUCACGCCAAGACGGCAGUGCCAACAUGAUCAAAGCCACAAGACGUUUUUCAUCCACACGCAUAGAACACACUGCAUAUGCCAUAGGCAACAGUGGCUACAAACCCUUGGUAGGAUAGAAGAAACGUG
Exserohilum turcica Et28A is the source of this 620-nucleotide messenger RNA. RefSeq lists its product as uncharacterized. The coding region runs from base 1 to 342 and encodes 113 amino acids. Gene Ontology annotation, cellular component: membrane. The record is from RefSeq and is a predicted model, not a curated record. NCBI's taxonomy places the organism in Eukaryota, Fungi, Ascomycota, Dothideomycetes, Pleosporales, Pleosporaceae. The transcript is spliced from 2 exons.